Molecule: messenger RNA, 2667 nt
Organism: Arabis nemorensis
Lineage: Eukaryota; Viridiplantae; Streptophyta; Magnoliopsida; Brassicales; Brassicaceae
Source: the annotation of a GenBank genome assembly
AUGAGGAGUUUUUACCCAUCUGAUUCUUAUAAAGAAUCACAGCUCAAUUCAUUGAAUCCACAGUCAUGGCUUCAAGUUGAGAGAGGGAAACUAUCUUCCUCUGCUUCUUCAUCUGCUCCACUGUGUAGAGAAUCAUUUAUCAAAGUUCCUGAGCCGCAAAUAGAGCCGCAUUAUAAACCUCUUGACUAUGUAGAAGUUCUUGCUCAAAUUCACGAAGAACUCGAGACUUGUUCUUUGGAGGAGAGAUCGGUUCUGUAUUUAUUGCAGUAUCAAGUGUUUAGAGGUCUUGGAGAGACUAAACUUAGACGGAGAAGUCUUCAAUCAGCUUGGCAAGAGGCUACAACUGUCCAUGAGAAAGUUGUGUUUGGAUCUUGGUUGAGGUAUGAGAAACAAGGAGAAGAAGUUAUCACCGAUUUGCUUUCGUCUUGUGGUAAAUAUUCGGAAGAGUUUGUGCCGUUGGAUAUUGCGUCUUAUUUCCCAGUUAUGCCCGCUUCUUCCCCUGAGGCAGCAUCUGUGAAGACGAAGCGUUGUAUAUCGAAAAAUGUUGUGUUUAAGAUAGGAGAAGAGAGAAUAGCUUGUGACAGGAAGAAAAUCGCUAGGCUUUCGGCUCCGUUUCACGCCAUGCUUUAUGGGAAUUUCACGGAAUCACUUCUUGAUGAGAUAGAUAUGUCGGAAAAUCAUGUAUCGUCAUCCGCUAUGCGGGUUGUCAGAGAUUUCAGUGUUGCAGGUGUAUUAAUGGGAGUUUCGAGGAAUCUUUUAUUGGAAGUUUUAGUUUUUGCAAACAAGUUUUGCUGCGAGACUCUUAAAGAUGCUUGCGACAGAGAAUUGGCUUCUUUGAUUUCUUCUAUGGAAUGUGCCAUUGAGCUUAUGGACUUUGCACUCGAAGAGAACUCCCCAAUCCUAGCUGCAUCGUGUCUGCAAGUUUUUCUUUAUGAGUUACCCGAUAGUUUGACAGAUGAGCGUGUUGUCGAGGUUUUGACUCGGGUGAAUAAAGCUCAGGUCUCAACCAUGGCAGGAAAAGCUUCAUUCUCUUUAUACUCUUCGUUAAGCGAAGUCUCAAUGCGUAUAGAUCCUCGGUCUGACAGAACACUGGGUUUCUUGGAGAAAUUAGUUGACUCUGCGGAAUAUGACCGACAUAGAGUAUUGGGGUUUCAUAGGCUAGGGUGUACGAGGCUAUUAAGGAAAGAGUACCGCGAGGCUGAAGAAGCUUUCAAGACUGCCUUUAAUCUAGGGCAUGUGUACUCGGCUACUGGUUUAGCAAGACUAGGUUACAUCCAAGGACAUCGGCUUUGGGCUUACGAGAAGCUUAGCUCGGUUAUCUCCUCUGUCUCUCCGCCGCUUGGAUGGAUGUAUCAAGAAAGGUCUUUGUAUUGUGAGGGUGAGAAGAAAUGGGAAGAUCUCGGGAAAUCAACUGAGUUGGACCCGACUUUGACAUAUCCUUACAUGUAUAGAGCUGUUACUCUAAUGUCGAAACAAAAUGCCGAGGCUGCGCUCGAAGAAAUCAACCGAAUACUCGGGUUUAAACUCGCGUUAGAAUGCUUGGAAAUCCGGUUUUGUCUUUAUCUCGGUAUGGAUGACUACGAAGCGGCUCUUCGCGAUAUCCAGGCUGUUCUCACUCUGUGCCCGGAUUAUCGGAUGUUCUGUGGGAAAGUAGCAGCGAGGCAGCUACGGACCCUUGUGUAUGAGCAUGUGGAGAAUUGGACAACUGCUGAUUGUUGGAUGCAGCUAUAUGAGAAAUGGUCGAAUGUUGAUGAUAUAGGUUCUCUUUCAGUAAUUUAUCAGAUGCUCGAAUCCGAUGCUUCCAAAGGUGUACUUUACUUCAGGCAAUCUUUGCUUCUCCUAAGGUUGAAUUGUCCUGAAGCAGCGAUGCGUAGUUUACAGUUAGCCCGAGAGCAUGCCUCAACUGACCAUGAGCGCCUGGUUUACGAAGGAUGGAUCUUGUACGAUACAGGUCACUGUGAAGAAGGGCUUCAAAAGGCUAAAGAAUCUAUUAGAAUAAAGAGAUCUUUUGAAGCAUAUUUUCUCCAAGCUUAUGCCUUAGCGGAAUCUAGCCUCGAUCCAUCGAGUUCUUCGACUGUUGUUUCACUUCUUGAAGAUGCUCUUAAAUGCCCCUCUGAUAGGUUGCGCAAAGGUCAGGCUCUGAACAAUCUCGGGAGUGUCUACGUCGAUUGCGAGAAGCUAGACUUAGCUGCGGAUUGUUAUAUCAACGCUCUCAAGGUGAGGCACACACGCGCGCACCAAGGCCUAGCUCGUGUUCAUUUCCUUAGAAACGACAAACCUGCAGCGUACGAAGAAAUGACCAGACUAAUCGAAAAGGCUCAAAACAAUGCAUCCGCCUUCGAGAAAAGAUCUGAGUAUUGUGAUCGUGAUCUCGCCAAAUCUGAUCUUGAAAUGGUCACACGGUUAGACCCUCUCCGGGUUUAUCCUUAUCGAUACCGCGCAGCAGUGUUGAUGGACAGUCGAAAGGAAAGAGAUGCUAUCGCGGAGUUAUCCCGAGCUAUUGCUUUCAAAGCUGAUCUUCAUCUUCUUCACUUACGGGCGGCUUUCCACGAGCAUAUUGGGGAUGUCGGGAGUGCGUUGCGGGACUGUCGUGCGGCGCUCUCAGUCGACCCUAACCAUCAGGAGAUGCUCGAACUCCAUAGCCGUGUUAAUAGCCAUGAACCUUGA